CUCGUAGUGAUCCUCCUUCCUCAGCCUCCCAAGUACUGAGAUUAUAGGUGUGUGCCUAUGGGUCUGACUGCGUAGGAUUAUUUAGGAUGGUUUCUCUUAUUUCUGCAAAAAAUGCCCUUGGGAUUUUUCAUUGAGAUUGCAUUAAAUUAGAAGAUUCUUCUGGGUGGUGCUGUCAUCUUAACAAUAUGAAGUUUUCUAUUUCAUUUGUUGGUAUCUUCCUUAAUGUUUCAUGCAGUCAUGAUCAGCAUGUAAAGGUGUAAUCUGUGGUGGCCCCUGUCAUGGCCCAGCCCCCUGGCCCAUGCCCAGAGCUCCUGAGCAGUUAAUCCCAAUAGUGACCCCAUUGUGGGCCCAAAGUUGUGGCUGGAGGGGACUCAAAACAAGAGAAACUGCCCUUAUUGCUUUAUUGUCUUCUACCACCAUGAACUGUUGCCCCUCUGCCUCCCUGCCUCAGAGCCAGCCAAUUAUGGACUGAAACCUCUUCGAACUGUAAGCCUAAUAAACCUUUCCCCCUUUAAAAAACAAAAACCAAGAGGAACUGUCCAGUUUCUCCAUGGAGGUUACAAGGGCAGAAAUCCAAGGAGAGGAGCAUCUGCACAGUUCUGAUGGUUCCUUUCACCAGUUUCCAUGUGGUUUUCUUUAGGCUCUGUUUUUAGGACCCCCCCACACCAGUUCCCUCACUCGCAAUUUCUUUUGUUCUGCCAAACUCUAGGCACUGGCUGGGCAGUGUCUGUCCAGGGAUGGCCCCUAUCCCUUCUUGUCCCCACAACUGGGCAAAACAGAGGAGGACUGUCCAGGAGCAUUGGGACCCUGCACUCAGGGAGGCCCCUCAAGGAGGGGGGGCAAGGCCUUCAUUCAGGAGGCAGUGUGGGCAGUGCUCUCUGCUACCAAAAAAAAAGAAAAGAAAAAAGGAGAACAGGGCUUUGGCUGCCCCAGCCUGCAGAUGUGGCUCUUCUCUGCUCCCUUCCACCAGACCCUGAAAGACUUGGUCGCUGCACAUUUAUGAACAGUUAGACCCUAGCAAUUAAAGUCAAAUUCUUACACAAAUCAAUUGUUAUAGGGAUUGAAAUUUACACUUGAGAAUUCUAGGGUCCAUCAAGCAGUUUGCUAUUUAAGCAUAAUAGCCCUUUUUACUUUUGAUAUUUAUUUCUAACAGUUCCUAGAUUUUUGUUUUGUGGUACUGGGAAUUGAACUCAGGGUUUCGGGGAUAUUAGCAAGUGCUCUACCACUGAGCUACACCCUAGUCCUUCCUUUUGUGUGGUCCUGGGGAUUGAACGAAGGGCCUUUGCCCUGAAUUAUAUCCCAAGCUUUUUUUUUGUACCAGGGAUCGAACUCAGGACCUUGCACUUGCAAAGCAGGCAGCGGAACCACUGAGCUAAAUCCCCGGCCCGGAUCCCAAGCUUUUUGUUUUUGUUUUCACUUUUAAUUUUGAGACAGGGUCUCAGUAAGAUGUCAGGUGAGACUCAAUUUUGCAAUCCUCCUGCCUCAGUUUCCCAGAGUGCUGGGUUUAUAGGCACAUGCCACCAUGCCUGCCUCCAUGCCUGACCUCCUUCUUUGUUUUUUUUAAUACAGAAAGCAAAAGAAAAUUGUCCAUUAUCUCACCACUCAAAUACUAUUCCUAAUAAUAAUAAAUAGAUUGAAAUAAUGGAUAAUAGAUAAAUAAAGCAACACACAUUUGUGUUAGGAAAUCCCUAUCCAUGAAGAAAAGAGCAAAAUGGAAAAGUCCUCCCUCUGUGUUACCUCUCCCUGAUCUUCCUCCCAGCAGAGACUGUUUUACCUCCCCUGCCAUCUCCUCUAAUGCCUCAUACACAUGGCAGUCCUGCCCUGCAGGAGUCAUGGUGCUCUACCUGCCACUAUGCAGGACCUAGAACUCCUAGCAGCUAGACACCAGGCUUUCUAGGAAGAUGGCAUGGUUCUCCCUCCUGCAGGUGUGGGCAGGGCCCAUCACAGGCAGGGACACCUCACACUGUCUAAGACCUGCAUCCGGUUCUCUUGGCUGCCUGGGCUGUAGCCUUUUGGCCUUUUCCCAUAAGCUGCACAUUGGCCAUGGUGGCCCAUUGUUCCCUUUGAUUAUCUCUCUCAUUGUUUUGUUUUUGUUUUUUUGGUACUGGGGAUUGAACUCGGGACCUUGUGCUUGCGAGGCAGGCAGCAGCACCACUCAGCUAAAUCCCCAGCCCUCUUACUGAUUUUUAUGUGCUCUUUGUAACUAGCCCUUGGUCUUCUAUGUCACUGUCAAGUUUAUCAGUGGCUCUCCUGAGCAAAGUGGUUCCUUUCUUUUGCUUUGCUUUGUGUGGCACAGAUGCCACUAUAAUCCACAGGCCAAUGCAGACAUGAAGACUAGAGACUGUUCCCUGUGUCCCUAGUUGGGAAUCACUCCAGAUGAUGUCCCACAACCUCUCUGAGACCUCCUGUGGUCUCUUCUGAGGCUGAAGAGGUGACUCACUGCCUUUGCCCCAUCAGAGAAGACCAAACAAGGCUGGCCUCUGGGAAGGGGCUCAGAUAGCUGGACCCUGGUCAUUUCCAGAUUAUGGUUUAUAUUAUUGAUUAUCCAAAGGUAAAAUUGAACUCCGCACAAAUUCUUUCCACUUGGGUGCUGGGCUUGGACAAGUAGAGUCUAGAGCUUUCUUGACGCCAAAGGAUAGGAGCCAGACUAGGAAGCAGCUCCAGAUCAGUCAGCCAAUGAUGCCAGCAGGCAGAGCAGUGUGUGAGCACGUGUGCACCGACCUGCUGAUUAUGCAUCUACUCUGCCUUGUGUAAGUAGGCCACAAGGCCUAGGCUCCCCAGAAGUCUGGGUGCCCACACUGCCCCCUACUUGGGAAGAGCCUUCACUCUCCUGUUUAUCUUCUGCUUUGACUCUUGAGUGUCUUCCCUCCCCCAACCACCAUGAGGCUGGGAGUCCUGAGACUGCCCUCAAACAGUCUCCCUGGAGAACAGGAUCUCGAGUGACCACAGAGCCCCAAGUUCCUCCUAUGUCCUUUUCCAUUUCAGAGUCUAGCCUGCAUCAUGGGUUUCUGCUUUGAACAUUGUGAACUCUGCUUCCUGCUAGCUGGAGUCUCCUGGCUUACAUCUGACUGGGUCCUGGCCACUCACACUGAGUGGGUUUUUUGUUGUUUUGGUUUUUGCUGUUUUUAUUGUUGCGGAACCAUCCAGGGCCUCAUAUAUUGCUAAGCAAGUGCUGCUAUAUCCUAGCUCUUAUGUAUGGAUUUAGAGGGUCUGUGGGCCAAAGCUAUCUCCUACCUCAGCUAGGGCAGAGGACCCCCCCAUACUUUCCCUGAAGGCUCUUUGCUUAUAGGAACCCAAGUAAUGCAGGGCUGAAUGACAAGAGAAUAGCUGGGUAUGGUGGCACAGGCCUCUACAGGGAGGCUGAGGCAGAAGGAUCAAAAGUUCAAGCCCACCCUGGGCAACUUAGUGACUUAGCAAGACCCCAUUUCAAAAUCUAAAGUAAAAAGGGGCUGGGAGUGUAGCUCAGUAUAAAGGUCCUGGGUUCAAUCCCCAGUACCAGAAAAAAAAUGCAAGUGUUAUUAAUUUUAUAUGCACAAUCAUAAGCGCUGAAGAAAUGGCCAAAGCAAGAUGUGUUACAAAGAACAGUAAUUUUGUAAGGACUAAGACAAAUCUUUGGACUAGGGCAGUAGAUUCUAGGAAUAUCACUUAGAGAUAUAUUGGGUGGGGGUGAAGCUAGUGAAGAUAAAUAAAUAAAUUUCAAAUUUAUUUAUUCAAGUUCAUCGUAGCCUGAGUGCCUGGAUCUCUGAUGAUUAAGACCUUUUUCUGCCUUGGUACUAGGAGAACACCAUUCUCAAAUCUUUCUACCCUGCUGUGGGUAGGAAAAGACCGCAUGGCCUGCCUGCGCUCACUUCCUCUUCCAGUUUAAGUAACCCUAUGCCAAUUCAGCACAUUCUGAUGGCCUGACCUUAACUCUAUCACUGGGAAAGCACCAGGGAAGGGAGUUGUGCUCUUCAGUGCACAACCACCAGUGGUAUGCAUACGCCUGCUCUGUCCACUCACAGGGGCUAGAGGGCAUGGGGAGGCAGGCUCACCUGGUUCUGACCCAGUCAGGAAUCCGAGGCAUGCAGCUGACUUCUCUGAACCUUGGCCCUCCAUGAGCACAGGGAGGUAUUGACAGUACCACCAAACUGAGGACAGGCCAGUCAAACAUCUGAUUAUGGGAGACACUAAGGAACAGCGUAUCCUGCGCCAUGUGCAAGAGCAUGCAAAGCCUGGGGACCCCCAGAGCGUGCUGGAAGCCAUUGAUGAUUAUUGCUCCCACAAGGAGUGGGCCAUGAACGUGGGCAACAAGAAAGGUGAGAUCAUGGAUGGUGUGAUUCGGGAGCUUGGCCCCUCCCUAGUGCUGGAACUGGGGGCCUACUGUGGCUACUCAGCUGUGCGCAUAGCCCGCCUGCUGCCACCUGGUGGGCGGUUGUUCACUAUGGAGAUCAACCCCAACUUUACUGUCAUCACCCAGCAGAUGCUGGACUUCGCGGGCCUGCAGGACAAGGUCACUGUCCUGCUUGGGGCGUCCCAGGACCUUAUCCCCCAGCUGAAGAAGAAGUAUGAUGUGGACACGCUGGACAUGGUCUUCCUCGACCACUGGAAAGACCGCUACUUGCCAGACACCCAUCUCCUGAAGGAAUGUGGCCUGUUGCGGAAGGGGACAGUACUUCUGGCUGACAAUGUCAUCGUCCCAGGAGCACCAGAAUUCCUGAAAUAUGUACGUGGGAGCAGCAGCUUUGAAUGCACACACUAUAGCUCUUACCUGGAGUACAUGAAGGUGGUGGAUGGCCUGGAGAAGGCUGUCUACAAAGGCUAAGGCAGUCCAGUGCCGUCUUAACUGCCCACCCUGCUCUGGGCAACCCUGCCAAAUCUGGUUCAGAAGGAUGAGAUGGACAUGUUCCUGCUGAGUUCACAUCUGUGAUUCUGGGGUUUUUCCUUAAAUAUAAAGCAUACUUCAGGCCUGUGAGGCCUGAGCCUUGCUCA
Molecule: messenger RNA, 4968 nt
Organism: Heterocephalus glaber (naked mole-rat)
Lineage: Eukaryota; Metazoa; Chordata; Mammalia; Rodentia; Bathyergidae
Source: RefSeq, a predicted model, not a curated record